UAAUGUCUCUCUCUCCUCUCUCUUUUGCUGUGCCUCGUAAUUUUAGACCGUAUUUUUCUUAAGUCCUACUAUUACUGCCUCAAGAAAUUAUAAAAAAAUCGCUUUUCCCUUUAGUUUUCAUCCUUGUUUUCUUUGGGAGUCAUAAACUCCCUGCUGCGUCUAGUAUUUCCGAAAUAUUUUUUUAUUUAAGGCAGGAGAGAGAGGAGAGAGAGAGAGAGAGAGAGAGAGAGAGAGCAGCCGAGGCCGAGCUAUCGCUCUCUUCCCCUCACACAGCUAUCAGAUCCGAAGCAGGAAGAAAAUCGCGCGAAGCCCUAGCUCUAGAUGCGCGCCACCGAUUGCUGCCGGCGCUGCUGCUUCUAGGGUUCUAAGGGGAUGCUGGGUGUCGAGCCCGACGGCGGCGGCGGCGGCGCGUCCUCCUCUGCCGCCGCAGAGAAUUUUGAUGCUGGGCAGUACGCCUUCUUCGGGAAGGAGUCACUGGAGGGGCUCGACAUCGGUUGCUUGGAGGAUGGCGGCGGCGAUGGCAAUGGCGGUGGAUUCAGUGGGCCAGAAGAGGGGCUAUACCGGCUCCCUUCUGUUGGAGAAGAGAUCGACAAUUUGAGUAACUUGUCUGACAUUGAUGAUCUUGCAAGCACUUUUUUUAAGUUGAACCGAAGCAUUAGUGGAACUCGGAAUCCUGGUGUUAUUGGGGACAGGCGAUCCAUUUCAAGAGGAAGUUCUUUAACUGUUGACUUGGCUGAGGAUGUUGAAUUUCCAAACUGGGUAGAUCAGGACAUAUUAGAAAAUGAGGAAUUCCAGGAAAGUAAAAGAUGGUGGUCAUCGCAUUCUUCAGUUCUGCAAGGGGACUCCAAUUCCAAACCAUUAAGUCGAACAUCUUCAUACCCUCAGCAGCCACUGCAGCACCGCUCAAGUGAACCUAUUGUUUUACCAAAAACAUCUUCAUUUACCUCCUUUCCGCCACCAGGUGGUGAUAGAUCACCUUAUCCUGCUCAAGGCCUUACGCGUCAUGGGAGCAUUCCAUCAAUUGGUGCUGGGCUCCAAAUGGGUUCUCCGAGCAUGUCACUUUCUGGUUCGCCAUAUCAUAUGGCCAGACCAUCUCAUGGACUACCAUACGGAGGAGGAAUGCCUUAUGGUGCUCUUAACCCGCCUGUAAACAAUCCAAUGCAAAUUGAUUGGUCAAACCAAGUUAACCCUUUCACUGGAGAGCAUCUUAAUCUACUGCCCAACUUAUUACAUAAACAAUUAUCGCUUCCUAAUAGCCCAAUUUCAUCACUCCUAUUCUCUCAGCAACAGCAGAGAUUGGCACAGGUACAAUCAUCCCAUCAGAGUUACCUAAAUUUACCACCUCACCUAUUCUAUCCCCAUCACACCCCAGAGAUAAUAGCCAGGUUUGAUUCUGUUAGCAGUGUUCCUUCAUCAAGAGACAAGAGAUCAAGGUCAGGGAGGGGAAAACACAACACUCGCUUCUCUCAACCACCGUCUGAUACUGGUGGCCAGAAUGGUGACAGUGGAGGUUUAAGGUUUAGAUCCAAGUACAUGUCAUCUGAAGAGAUUGAAUCUAUCUUAAGGAUGCAGCAUUCAGCAAGUCACAGCAGUGAUCCUUAUGUCGUUGAUUAUUACCAUCAAGCUUGUAUGGCAAAAAGGGGUGCCACUUCUAGGCAAAAGACCAAUUUCUCCCCAACAUUAAUGAAAGACUUGCCUUCCAAGUCACGAUCCAGCAGUGAUCAGCACACAUAUCUUCAGGUUGAUGCUCUUGGGAGAGUUUCUUUCUCUUCCAUACGUAGGCCUCGGUCCCUUCUUGAAGUUGACCAUCCUUCAUCCGCUGAUGGUUCUCAUGAUCAGAAGUCCAUUAUGAGGCCCCUGGAGAAAGAACCAAUGCUGGCAGCAAGAGUCACUGUUGAAGAUGCUCUCUGCCUUCUUCUUGAGGUGGAUGAUAUUGACCGGCUGUUGCAGUAUAGCCAGGCACAGGACAACACUUUCCAACUGAAGCAAAGACAACAAGUCCUCCUUGAAGGUCUAGCUGCAUCACUUCAGCUUGUUGAUCCUCUUGGGCCCAGCAAAUCUGGUCAUUCAUCUGGGUUAGCUCUGAAGGAUGAUGUUGUGUUUCUUCGUAUUGUCUCUCUCCCGAAAGGACGUAAGUUUUUUGCACGUUACCUUCGACUUCUUGUCCCUGGCAGUGAGUUGACUCGGAUAGUAUGCAUGGCGAUUUUUCGCCAUCUGAGGUUCUUGUUUGGGGGUUUGCCAUCAGACUCUAGUGCAGCAGAAACAACAAUUGCUCUUGCGAAGACUGUUUCGUCUUGCGUGCAUCACAUGGAACUUGGUGCUCUUAGUGCUUGCCUUGCUGCUGUUGUUUGUUCAUCUGAACAGCCACCUCUCCGUCCUCUUGGUAGCUCUGCUGGUGAUGGUGCUUCUCUAAUUAUUAAAUCAGUACUGGAUCAAGCAACUGAGUUACUGACUGAUCAUCAUGCUGUAACCAACUACACUGUGCCAAACCGAACUCUCUGGCAGGCAUCAUUUGAUGCUUUCUUUGGGCUUCUAACAAAAUACUGUGUCAGUAAGUGUGAAAGUAUCCUGCAGAUGUUUGUCAUGCAAGCAUCAAGCUCUGUAAUUGGACCUGAAGCUUCCAAAGCUACUAGUAAGGAGAUGCCUGUUGAGCUACUUCGUGCAAGCCUUCCUCAUACAAAUGAACAGCAGCGCCAGAUGCUGCUUGAUUUUGCUCAGAGAUCCAUGCCGUUAACUGGUUUCAAUCCCCCUGGUGCUAGUGGUGGACACAUCACUUCAGAAACUGUUCCUGGUUGAUGUAACUGAAGGAGAAACAGAAAGGCAAAGGGUCAAUGCUUUAAAACAUUGACGUGAUUGUCUCCAGAUGGUAAUUCUUGUAUCUGAAGACAUGCAUUCCCCAUUGUAAGAUGUGAGCUUGGAGAAGUUCCAUCGGCUCAGGAUAUUAGCCUUUGCUUCAGGUUGUGACGUAAGUGUAGUAAGUGUAGGUUUCAGAUUAAUCUCAGACCAACAAUCUCCUCUCUGUGGGUCAUUUAAUAUAGCACCCACCUGAUGAUUAUAACAGACUAUGCAUGUACGCUAUACUGUUGUAACUCUGUGCAGCGUUGAACUGGUCACCUCGUUGGGGCAGUUUAGUUUUUUAACAUUUAUAUGCUCCAGUGAAGAAGACCUUAAUGGGCAUAGUCUUUAACCAGUGAAGAAGACCUGGGCGGGCUGGCUGCGAGCAGGCACAUUUGCAUCCCUAGCACUCUAGCUGUGGUUGUGGUUGUACAGGUUCAAUUAUCAGGGCCUUCCUGUCUUUUAUUUUUUUUACGAGUGUGGAAGGUGCCCAGUAUCAAGUACGAAGUAUGUAGUCUGGUCUUGGUGUCUUGUCUACUUAAGUUAGGAUCAAAUGUGUUAAAAUAAUGGAGUACUUUUGUUAGGCAUCUGGAAAGAUAUUUUCUUCUAGUUGGCCUUCAGUCUUCUAAGGUUUCAGAACAGUGUAUCGUCCAGGUACCCACUGAUAUUGUGUAGUGGAUACCGGAAUUGCAGGUGUACCAUUUCGAAAUUUCUACUGCUAAAGUUCUUCACAGGUCAUUGGACUAUUCUGCU
Phragmites australis (common reed) is the source of this 3588-nucleotide messenger RNA. RefSeq names its product protein PAT1 homolog 1-like. The record is from RefSeq and is a predicted model, not a curated record. Gene Ontology annotation, biological process: P-body assembly; deadenylation-dependent decapping of nuclear-transcribed mRNA. The transcript has 5 exons. Gene Ontology annotation, molecular function: RNA binding. Lineage: Eukaryota; Viridiplantae; Streptophyta; Magnoliopsida; Poales; Poaceae. Bases 373 to 2796 code for a protein of 807 amino acids. Gene Ontology annotation, cellular component: P-body.